This is a messenger RNA of Phodopus roborovskii (desert hamster), 1193 nucleotides long. RefSeq names its product inhibitory synaptic factor 1 (gene Insyn1). The coding region runs from base 236 to 1111 and encodes 291 amino acids. Gene Ontology annotation, biological process: inhibitory postsynaptic potential. The transcript is spliced from 2 exons. The record is from RefSeq and is a predicted model, not a curated record. Gene Ontology annotation, cellular component: postsynaptic density. Lineage: Eukaryota; Metazoa; Chordata; Mammalia; Rodentia; Cricetidae.
UGCCCCGCGCCCGGUCAGACUUUGUCUUCCUCUGGGUGCUUCAUCCCCCACCCAGAGGCAGAGUAGGUCGAGUGGCAGGCUGCAGGGACUGGGUGAGGGCCGCCCAAGGCCAGGGUAGGCUGGGGGGCCGUUAAAAUGUGGAGCUCUGCCCGGCCGACGGGGGCUCCGUGGAGGCUGGCAAAGCGUGUGCCCCGCUGGGGCGAGUAUGGGCAGGCUUGCGGCCACGUGGUGAAGGAUGAACAUUCGGGGUGCCCCGGACCUCGGGCAGCCCAGUGACGACCCCAACAGUGGUGGAGAGAGAGAGCGGAUUCGACAGCGCAUGAAGAUGGUCAUUGGGCAACUUGAAGGCAUCCUGAGGGAACUCAAAGAAGUGGCUAAGGAGCUGAGGGAGGUGGUGACUCAGAUCGACAAGCUAACCUCUGACUUUGACUUUGAGCUGGAGCCAGACGACUGGACCACGGCCACUGUGAGCAGCACCUCCAGCAGUGACAAGGCGGGUGUGGGGGGCCCCUUUGACCUGGGCCACCUGGACUUCAUGACAGCUGAUAUCCUCUCAGACAGCUGGGAGUUCUGUUCCUUCCUGGACGUCUCUACACCAUCAGACUCUGUGGAUGGCCCCGAGGCACCACGGCCAGGCGCAGGCCCUGACUACCAGCUCAUGAAUGGUGGUAUGCCCAUCCCCAACGGGCCACGAGGGGAGACGCCAGACUCUUCCAGUGAAGAGGCCUUCAGUGCUGGCCCUGCAAAGGGUCAGGUACCCCAGCGGACCCCAGGGACAAGGGAGAGGGUACGGUUCAGUGACAAAGUGCUCUACCACGCUCUGUGCUGUGAUGAUGAAGAAGGGGACGGUGAGGAGGCAGUAGAAGAGGAAGCAGGCCUGGCCUCAGAGCUCCCCCACGUGGAACCACACACAGGCCCCCUCAAGCCCUGCCCAGCCCCCUACAAGACCAGGCGCUCUCCGUUGACCACCCGACGCUUGGGCCCCACAGUGGUCCCAGAACAGACCCGGAGGGUCACAAGGAACAGCAGCACCCAGACAGUAUCAGACAAGAGCACGCAAACAGUGUUGCCCUAUACGGCCACCAAACAGAAAGCCAAGGGCAAGAACUAGGGGCUGGGGGGGGGCAUAGAGCUAUAAAUAUAUACAUAUAUAUUUAAACAAACACGGUCAUAAUAAAAUUCAUAAAUACUAA